AUGAUAGAUAUAAAUGACUUAAUAAAAGAAAUAAUUUACAGGUCAGCUGAUGAAUGUAAUUUUAACAAUGAAGAACUUAAUUUUCAUAGUAUUUUGAAAUUUUUUUAUGAUAUUACUAACAAAUAUAAGAUAAAUAAAAAGUUAUCGGAUGAGAUUCUUAAUAAAUUAUUGAUAAUAUGCAAAAAUAUAAUUGAUGAUAAAAUUAAUUGUAAAUUUGAGAAUGAUGAUUUGAAUGAAAAUAUAAGAGAAAUUAAUAUAAAUAAUUCUAGUGAUUCUAUUAUAAAAGAAAAACUGUCUAAUUAUAAGAACUAUGAUUAUAUACCAACAUUUCAUAUAGAAAAAAAUGACAAAAGUAAAUAUGAUGGUUCACUAAAAAAUACUUUGCUUCGAAAAAAAGAUAAAGAGGAUUUAAGUAUAUAUCACUCUAGUAAAACUAGUAAUAUAAGUAUUUUUUGUUUUGAUAAAAAGGAAGAAAAUGUAAAAUCUUGUAAAAAAUUAUAUGAUGACAAUAAUUAUACCAAAUUAAUUGUGAGCGAAAAAUCAUUUCUUCACAAAAAUAAUAAAAACUUAUUAAAAAUAUUUUUAAAUGGCGAUAUAAUUAGUAAUGUGUAUAAUAAAAUAAUAAAACAUAACAAAUAUAAUAAUGAUAAAACUCAAAAAAAAAAUAAAAUGAAAUUAUAUAAUGAAAGCAAUGUAUUCUAUACCUAUUAUACAUUAAAAAAAUUUAUGUGUAAGUGGUUAAAUUAUUAUAAUAAAGAGAAGAUAUUAAAAAAAAAUUUUUUAAAAUUCUCUAAAAUAUAUCGUAAGAAUUUAUUAUGUAAGUAUUAUGAUUUAUGGUGUUAUUAUAAUGAAAAAAAUAUAUAUUUGAAAAAUGUACAUGAAAAAUUGCUUAUUAAAAAAAAAAAAAGUAUAUUAGAAAUUUUUUUUAAUAAAUGGAUAAACAAAUAUAAAAAAAAAAAAAAAAAACAUUUUAUUUAUUUUGUUCAUAUAUUUAACGAAUGGAAAUAUUAUGCUCAGAAAAGGAAAAAAUUAAAAUUAAUUAAAAGUAAAAUAGAACAAAGGAGAAAAAAAUGCUUUUUAAUGAUAUGGAAAAAUAAAUAUAGUAAAAAGAAAAAAAAAAAAAAUAAACAUAAUGAAAUAAAAAAUGUUUACAAUAAAAAUUUAUUAAUAAAAUGUUAUGUUCAUUUAAUUUUAUAUUAUAAAAAGAAAAAAAUAGAACACAACAAUUAUAAUAUUAUUCAUAAUAAACUGAAGAAAAAAUUAUAUCAUAAAUAUUUUUAUUUAUUUCUUGAAGUGUAUCAGGAAGAAAUAUAUUUUAAAGAAUAUUAUGAUAUGUAUUUAGAUAGAAUUAGAAUAUAUUUUCUAAAAAAGUUUUUUUAUAUUAUAAAUGAUUAUACUUUAAAAUGUAAGAAUUUAAAAAUGUGCUUUGAUAUUUUAGAUAAGAAAGAAAAGAAAAAUAUUUUAGGCAAUUAUUUUGUAAGAUGGAAGAAUAUAUAUAACAAAAAGGUUAAAACUAAUGAGUUGUUAAAAAAGUAUAUUGAAAAAAAAGAAAUUUGUGUUUUAAAAAAAUAUUUUUUUUAUUUGAAAAAAUACAAAAACAAAACAACUAACUUAAAAAAAAAAUUUUUAUAUUUAUAUGAAAGAAAAAAUAAAUUAGAAAUACAGAAAAUUUUUAAAAGUUGGAAAAAUUAUUAUUCAUUAAAUUCUACGAAAUAUAUAUUUUUAUAUAAUAAGUAUAAAUAUAAACUUUUAAUAUAUUCCUUUCAUUUUUUACGUAAUUAUAAAAAUUAUAAGAUAAAAAGAAAAGAACAAAUAUUACAUAUGAAUAGAUUUUUUCAUAAUAGAUUAAAAAAAAAAGUUUUAAUUCAUUGGAAAUUUUAUAUAUCUAAAUACAGAAAAAAUAUUCUUAAUUAUUAUAACUUUAAUGAUGAGAGUAAUUUAUUUGUAUUUUUUAUUUUGAAGUUAUUGAUAAAAUAUCAAAUAAUUUGUAAAAAAGGAAAUUGUAGAACAUUUUUUGAUUUUGUAAAUUUUUCGAAUAUUAAUAUAAAUAUUAAUAGUUUGAUUUAUAUACAUAAAAAAUAUUUUACAAAAAAGAAUAUAUCACAAAAUACACACAUUUUUUAUGAAAAUAUAAUGUAUGUUUAUAAAUCGUUAAAUAUAAUUUUUUCUUUUAUUCCUGUUCUCUUUGUAGUUAACAUUAAUAAAUUAAAAUUUAAUUUGCCAUAUAUAUCAUUUUCAAUUAAAAUGGUUAUAUAUAAACGUGUAUUUGAUACAUGGUUAUCUGAAAGUAGAAGUUUAAAAAAUUUCAAAAAUGAAAUGAAAAUGAAACUUUUAAAAAUGUAUUUUAUUAAUUUUUAUUUGUUAAUUCAAAAGAAAAAAAAAUUGAAAAAAAUUAAAUGUGAUUAUGAUUUUAGCAAAACAAUAAUUCUGAAAAGAAAAACUUUUUCUACUUGGAUGUUUUUGCGUAUAAAAUAUUUUAGUUUUAGAAAAAAAUUUCAAAUAUAUGAUCGUAAUAAUAAGCAUAAAAAAAUGAAAAAAAUAUUCUUAAACUGGAAAGAACAAUCUAAACAAAAUAGUUUAAAAAAAAAGAGAAUUGUUCAAUUUUUUAAAAAUUUAUUAAUGAAAAGGAAGAAAAAAUGUUUUGAUAUUUUGUAUGAUAAUGUUAAUAAGAGUAAAGAAAAAAAAAUAAAAAAUAAAAUAUCUAAUUUGUAUUGUAUGAAGAAAUAUAAGAAAAAAGCAUUUAAAGCUUUAUGUUUAUAUACAAAAAAUAUAUUAUAUUUCAAAAUAUUAGACAAAAUAUCAGAGAAUUAUUUGAAAGGAAUAUGCAUAAUUAAAUGGAGGAAUAUGACGAAACAUUUUUUAAGGAAGAAAGAGGAAUUACAAAAUCGUAUUAAUUAUUAUAAUUUAAAAAUUCAAAGAAAAUUUUUUAAUAUUUUAUUAAUUUAUGUUCAUUCAAAUCAAUUAAAAAAAAAAAAGUUUUUACAGUAUAAAAAAAUUCAAAGUAGAAUAUGGAUGUAUAAAUAUUUUAAUGAAUGGAAAAAAUACAUAAAAAUAAGGAAAAAUAAAAAUUAUUUUCACAGAAAUAUUGAAAUUCUUUUUAAUAGUAAAAAAAAAUUAAGUGUUUUAAGUAAAUGGUAUACUUUAUUUAUAAUAAACAUAAAAUUUAAGGAAGUUGAAAAAAUAAUUUGUAUGAAAUUUUACAUUUUUUAUUUUUCCAAGUUGUAUUUUUACAAUAAAAAAAUGAAAAGAAUUGAGUUUUUUUUAAAAAAUCGUCUAAAUGUUAUGAUAUGCCAGGGUAUAUUGAAAGAAUGGAAUCAUUAUGUUAGAAUUAAAAAGGUUAAAAAAGUAAUUCUAGAAAAAAAAAAAUCAUUAAUGAAAGAAAAAUAUUUUCAAAUAUGGCAAAUUAGAUAUAAAAAAGUAAGAAAGAGAAAAAUUGAAGAAAAAAAAAUUUACAAUGAUAGGCAAUUAAAAAGAAUGAAUAUUUUAAAAAAUAUAUAUUAUAAAUGGAAGAAUAAAUAUUUAGAAAAUAAAAAGAUAAAAAUAUUUGUAUGUGUAAUUAAUAAUUAUUUAUUAAAUAAAUUAAAAUAUAGAACUCUUCUUAUUAUUUACAAAAACAAUGAAUAUUACUCAAAGCUGCAAUUAUUAUUAAAUCAUUUUUUAUUAGAUAAAAGCAAUAAAUUAAAAAGAUAUAUUCUGCAUAUAUUAAAAAGCAAUAAAAAUAGCAGAAUAAAAAAUAAAAAAUCUUUCCUUUUUUAUUGCAAUAAUAUGAAAAGAAGAAUAUUUACAAUUUUAAGAAAUUAUAAAGAAAAAAGGAUAAUUUAUAAAAAAAAUGUACAAAUAUUGAAAUAUAGGAAAAAACAAAAAAUAUUUUAUGCUUUAAUUAAUUUUUAUAAUUUCAUUAAGAAAGUAAAAACCAACUUUUAUCAUAUUCAUUUAAAUGCUGAAUAUAAAAUCAAAAAGAAUUUCUUUACCUAUUGGUUUAACUUUUUGAUGAGAAGAAAAAAAGAAAGAGAAAUAUUUGAUAAUCUAAAAUCAAAAAGAGAAAACAAAAUAAAGGAAGAAAUAUUUUUUGAAAUUAAAAGAAAAAUAAAUAAAAAAAAAAGGAUAUUUUAUUUAUUAAAUAAAAUCAAUCAAUUAAUAAAAAAUAAAAUGUAUAAGUAUGGUAUUUAUAAACUUGAGAUAUAUAGGAAAUAUGCAAAAAUACAAGAGAAAUUAUAUUUAAAAUUAAGAAAAAGAUUAAAUAAAAAAACAUUAAAUAAAUGUUUUGAAAUUAUGAAAAUUAGAAUAAUGAAAAAGAAAAGAAGAGAAAGUGAACAUAUUAUGAUCAAACGUUUUUAUGAAAAUUUAAUAAAAAAAAAAUACAUGAAAAUAAUUUCUGCAGUUUGUAAAGAAAAAAUGAAAAAGAUGAAUCACAUAAUUCAAAUAGCAAAUAAAAAUAAUAUUAUGAAUUAUUUAAAAAGAUAUUUUGUGAUUUGGAAUAAUUAUAUUAAAAAAAUAAAAGAAUAUAAAAUUAUUGAUAAUAUAAUAAAAUUAAAAAAAAAAGCACGUAUUUUUUUCAUAUUAUUAUAUAUGAGGAUACAAAAUAAUUAUAAUAAAAUUUCAAUUAUAUAUAGUAUUCAUAAAUUAUUUUAUUCAAAAUUUUAUGAAAUACCUUCUUUUAAUCAAAUAAUUGAAUAUAAUAAUACCAACUCAGAAUAUAUAUAUGAGAAUAAAUAUCAAUGUGUACAUAAUAUUAUUACAAAAAAAAAUAAUAAUGAAAUAAUUGAUAAAAGAAAUAACAUAAACACAUUUAAUAUAAAACCCAAACCUGAUAGUAGUAUUAAAACAUUAAAUGCAUUUUUAAAUUUAAAGAAUUUUAUAAUUUUAAAUAAAAUCUAUAUUAGUAUGGAUAAAAAUUUUGAUGAUUCAUUAAGAAAAAAAUAUUAUAAGAGGAAUGAUAAUUUUAACAAUUUUUUGAAUAUAUGUUAUAUUUUAAGAAAAAAUAUAAUAAAUAGAUUAGUAUUAAAUUACAUGUUAAUGUAUGAUUUUUAUGACAUUUAUAAAUUUUUCAUACAUUUUAAAAAAAAAUUUAAAAUUUUAUACAUCUACAUUUUUAAUUUAUUAUCAGUGAGAACAAAAAAAUUAUUGCUAAAUUUUUUUAAAAAGAAUACAUCAUUAUAUUUUAUCAAGAUAGCUAGUAUGAAAGAUGAAGAAAUUAACAAAAAUUUUAAAAUCUUAUUAUUUAUUUAUUAUAUUUUUAGUUUCUCAUUCACAUUUAAUAAAAAUAAUAAAAAACUAAAUUAUUCAAAUAUAUAUUUUAUUAUAAAUCAUAUAUUUGUUAAUGAAGGGGAUAAUUUACAAACAAAAUUGAAAACAAAAGAAAAUUAUAAAAAAAAAAAUAAUAUUAAAAAUAUUAUACAGAAGAAAGAAAUUAUCAACAAAAGAUUAUUAUUUAGAGAAAGCAAUCAAAUAAUAGACACAAAUAAUAAUGAUAAAUUGUAUUCUUUAAGUGAAAGUAACAGUUCAUUAGAUAUGUCUUAUUUAUCACAUUCAUCAUAUUUAUCUUCAUCUUCUUCCCUUGUGAAAAAUGAAGAAAACGAUGACAAAAGAAAUUUGAAAAUCUUACCAGUAAAAAUGGAAAAUAAUUUUACAAAAAAUUCUUUUGAAAAAAAUAUGAUAAUUUUUUUUAAAAAAUUGCAAAGUUGCAUAUUAAGUAAUUUUAAAGAGAAUAAUUUAAAUAUCAAAUUUUCCUUUUUAUUAAGAAUGAAUAAAGAUAAAUUAAUUCAUAUUUAUUUAUUUUUUAAAAAGCUAAAAAAAUCAUUGUUUGUAUGGAAAGAUUACUGUAUACUUAAAAAAGAAAGAAAAAAAAUAGAUAUUUUAAAAAUAAAUAAAAUUAAUGAUAAUAUAAGAAAAGAAUUACUAGAAAAGUACUUUGGUACUUGGAUAUUGUCAUUUAAUAAAAAAGUUAAAGAAAUAAAAACAAAAAGAAAGAAAGUAUUAAGAAAACAUAUACAUUUACUUCUCAUUUAUUGGUAUAAACUUAUUAAAGUUAGUAAUUAUGAUAAAACGAAAUUUUAUGAAUUAAAAGGAAAGAUUGAAAAUAGAUUAAAAAGCAUUUAUUUUAAAAAAAUUAUUUUAUUUUAUAAAAAGAAAAUCAGAGAAAAAAAGAUUUACGAAAUUAUAGAAAAAGAUAAAAACAAUAAGACAAAACAAUGUUUUUUUUAUGUAUGGUUAUUAUUAUAUCAAUAUGAGAAGAAAAUUUAUUUUUUAUCAAAAAAAAUUAAUUCAAGAUUAUUAAAAAUGUUUUUUUGCAAAUGGCAAUGUUUAUAUGAAGAUAAACAAACAUAUGGAAUUUUUAUUAAUGUGUUGAAUCAGAAUAUUUUGAAAAAAAUAUUUAAUUAUGUAAUUUAUAGAUUUAAUUAUUAUCAUUUUAUAAAAAAAAAAAAACAUUCUUUGCAAAAAAAAUACUUUUUAAUAUUCUAUAAUAUAAUUAAAAAAAAUCAAAUUUUUAAUAAAUUACAAAUAUACAUAUAUUCUUCUUUACAAUAUAAGAAAUUAAGUUAUUUGUUUUUUUUUUGGUAUAAUAGGUAUAAAAAAAAAAGUAGUUGCAAAAAGAGUUAUUUAGAAUAUCAAUCAAAAAAAAAAUAUUAUUUCUUCAACAAAUGGAUAUUUAUUUUUGUAGAAAAUAAAAAGAUAUAUGAUAAAAAAAGAGAACAAUUUUGUAAAUUUUUUUUAAAGAUAUAUUGGAAUAAAUGGAGAACUUUUUAUCGCUAUAAGAAAUUAAAAAAUAAGAAGAAUGAAAAUUUAUUAAAAUAUCAUUAUUUAAAAUUAAGAAAAAAAUAUCAAAUGAAUUUGUCAAUAAACACAUUUAUAAACAAAAAUAAAAAAAAAUUAGAAAGCACAGCUUUUAAUGCUUUGAAGGAAUAUAAAAAUUUUAAAAAAAAUAGUAAAAGUGUUAAAGAAUAUUGUCAAAAAUAUAACAAUAAAUAUAUUUUAACGAAAUAUUAUCAUCUGUGGUUAAGUGAAUAUAAUAAAUUACAAAAAAUAAAGAGUGCUAUUAAUCAUUUGAUUAUAAUAAACAACAAGAAACAUGUAAGAGUAAUUGUUAAAUAUUGGUUACAAUAUACAAAAAAAAAAAAAAAUCUUCGAAAUAUUUAUGAAAUAAUUAAGCAUAAAAAUAAUAAAAUUAUUAAAAUUAUUUUUUACAAAUGGAGAAAUUUAUUUCAUUUUAUUAUAUACCAGAAACAUAGAAUUAUGGGGAAAUAUUUUAACAUUUGGAUAUUUAAUUUUAAGUUCGUUUUGUUUAUAAAUAAAAUAAAUAUUUAUUUUUAUAAUAUUUAUCAAAACAAUAUAUUUUAUUUUUAUUUUAUUUUAAAAAAGAAAAACGAAAAUUUUAAUUUACUUCAAAAUGGUUCUUUUUUUUUUAUAAAAAAACAAUUAGAGAGUUUUUUGGAUUAUAAAAAAGAUCUUUUGUAUAAAAUUUUUACUUCCAUUAAUACUUACACGAAAAAAAAUAUUACGUUAAGAAACUUGUUAGAAAACUAUAAAUUAAGAGUUAUUGAUAAUAAUAAAAGGAAAUACUUUUCUAUUUUACUAAAAUAUAAAGAUGAAAAAAAGAAAAAAGAACAUUUGAAUAAUUUGUUUUUGAAAUAUAUUAUAGAAAGAAAAUUUAUUAUCUAUAAAAAAUAUUUCUUCAUAAUUACAAAUUUAUACUUUUACAAAAAUCAUUUGAAGUUUUGUGAAGAAACAAUUGAAACUAGAAAAAACAAAAGAACACUACAUAUUUAUUUAAAUAAAUGGAUAAACUACAAUAUUUAUUUUAAAGAAAAUUUAUUUUUACAAAAUUUAUGCGAUAAUUUUUUAUCUUAUAGAAGAAAAUGUGAAUUUAUAAUUUCAUUAAAACAAUUUUAUAUAGAAAAUAAAUGGAAGAAUUAUUGUGAAUAUAAUUCUCUAAUUUUUUAUAAAAAAAUUCAAGAAAACACAUUAGUGAAACUUAUAAGGUAUUGGAAUAAUGGAUCCUAUAAUUAUUUUGAAAAGAAAAAAAAAGUUAUUGACAUAAAACAAAAAUAUAAUUUCAAUGUGAUGAAAAAAUAUUUUUUUCUCCUAAUCUUUUCUAUUAACAAAAUAAAAAUUGAAAAAAAAAAUUAUGAUAUAGUUAUUUUUAAAAAAAAUAAAACAAUAAAACAAAAAUUCUUUAAUAUGCUCUAUGAUAUUACUAUGAAAAAUUUAAAUCAUUAUGAAAAUAUAAAAAAAUUAAGUGAUGAGCGUAUGCAAAAACAAAUAUUAAAAAAGUAUUUUUAUUCUUUAUUUUAUUUUUUACAGAAGAAAAAAAUACUUAAAAAUAAUCUUCUUCAAAUUAAAAAUAUUAACAAUGUUAAUCUUAUUAAAAGAUAUUUUUAUAUUUUUAUUUUUAAAUAUGUAAAUAAUAUUAAUCAUUAUAAGUAUUAUUAUUAUAAUAAAUAUUUAUCUAUAUGGAAGUAUUAUAUUGUUAUAAAAAGAAAUAAAAAUGACCAAGAAGAAACAGAUGAUGAGGAGGUGGAUGGAAAUUAUGGAAAUUUUGAUUACGAUUACGAUGAGUAUGAAGAAGAUGAAGAUAAAAAAGUUGAAGAAAAAGAUAAAAUUAAAAAGAACAUUUAUGAUGGAAAUAGUGAAUCUGAGAAAAAUAUAAAAGAAAUUAAAGAAAAUAAUAGUUUACCUUUUGAUAAUAAUAUAUCAAACAGUUCUUCAGAAUAUACAUUAAAAUCUAAUUCUCAUUUAAAUAAAAAUGAUAUAAAAAAUGAAAACAAAAAUAAUCUUACUAAUAGAAACAUAAUUUCUAUUAAUAGUUAUAUAGAUUCAUCAUCUGAAACAAGAGAAGAAAGUGAUAUAUCAAAACUUAUUAAAUUAAAUAAAAAUAAAUUAAAAAGUAAAUUAAGUGAAAGCUCUAAUUCUUGUUCUGUUUAA
Plasmodium gallinaceum is the source of this 8922-nucleotide messenger RNA. Its product is annotated as conserved Plasmodium protein, unknown function. The transcript has 7 exons. The record is from RefSeq and is a predicted model, not a curated record. The coding region runs from base 1 to 8922 and encodes 2973 amino acids. NCBI's taxonomy places the organism in Eukaryota, Apicomplexa, Aconoidasida, Haemosporida, Plasmodiidae.